Molecule: messenger RNA, 1698 nt
Organism: Rhizoctonia solani
Lineage: Eukaryota; Fungi; Basidiomycota; Agaricomycetes; Cantharellales; Ceratobasidiaceae
Product: Retrotransposable element Tf2 protein
Exons: 1
Coding region: 1-1698 (565 amino acids)
Source: RefSeq, a predicted model, not a curated record
AUGUCCCCCCUUUUUACAAUUCCAAUAAAGCCAGAGAAACAAGCGGAACACAUAGAAUGCCUGAUAGACUCAGGCGCCACCUCCUCAUUCAUGCACCCUUGCACCGCAGAAACUCUCCGCCUUCCACUCAUUGAUCUUCCUGCACCCUGCACCGUCACUAUGCUCAAUGGGUCAAGCCCCCAGGCUGGCAAAAUCUGGAAAAAGGCGUCACUAACCUUUACCUUUGAUGGCAAAAAGAUGACGGAAACAUUCCUCAUCUGUAACACCAGAAAUCACUCCGCUAUCCUAGGCCUGAAAUGGUUAGACGCCCACAAUCCAGAGAUUGAUUGGAACUCCUGCACCCUGUCCUUUCCUCACGUUCCACCAGAACACAUAGCCAUUGCCAAGGAGGAGGAAGCUGACCAAAACCCCCUUGAAGGAGUACCUUCCAAAUACCACAAAUAUGCCAAAGUAUUUGGAGAAGAAGAAUUCAACAAGCUACCUCUGCACAGGCACUAUGACAUUGGUAUUGAGUUAAUGGAAGAAGGCCCCCUCAAUUCACCCCUGUACAGCAUGACCAAUGCCAAAUCCGCCACACUCAAGGACUGGCUUAGGGAUGAACUCAAGGCUGGGAAAAUCCGUCCCAGCAAAUUGUCCAUCAGUUCCCCUGUCAUGUUUGUACCCAAAAAGGAUGGCUCCUGCCAAUUGGUUGUUGAUUACCGCCGCCUGAAUAACCAGACCAAAAAGAAUGUUUACCCUCUACCCUGUCCAGAUGACCUUAUGGCCCAGCUCCGCGGCGCCAAGGUCUUUACCAAACUAGACCUAAGAUGGGGUUACAACAACGUCCAGGUUAAGGAAGGGGACAAGUGGAAGACUGCUUUUUGCACCAAGUAUGGUCUCUAUGAGUCACUAGUAAUGACAUUUGGCUUGACAAACACUCCCGCCUCAUUCCAACACUUCAUGAACAAUUUGUUCAAGGAUUUACUAGAUGUAUGCGUCCUUGUCUACCUUGAUGACAUCCUAAUUUACUCCAAGGAUGAUGCAAGCCACACUCAGCACGUCCAUGAAGUCUUACAGCGCUUAAUGGAGAACCAGUUGUUCUGCAAGGCCUCAAAGUGUACCUUCCACAUGAAAUCAGUGGAAUACCUGGGAAUAGUGGUGUCAGACAAGGGCUUUAGCUUGGAUAAACUCAAAAUCCAAGCCGUUCAGGAUUGGCCUACCCCAACAAAGGUCAAGGAGGUCCAGUUGUUCCUAGGGUUUGCCAAUUUCCUACGCCGUUUUGUUGCCAACUUCAGCCAUAUAGCCAGGCCAUUACACAACCUGGUUAAGAAGGACAUGCCUUGGAAAUGGGAUACAAAGGAGCAAGAAGCCUUCCAGUGGUUAAAGGAUGCCAUUACAGAUGCCCCAGUACUUUGUCACACGGACCCCACCAAACCUUACUUCCUGGAAACAGAUGCAUCAGGCGCAGCCUUGGGGUCUAUACUCAGCCAACACCAGGAAGACGGUUGCCUACAUCCACUGGGAUUCUUAUUGGAGUCAUUCAAAGGAGCGGAACAGAACUAUGACACACAUGACAAAGAGUUACUUGCAAUCAUCCGCUCCUUUGAGUACUGGCGCAUAUUCCUAGAAGGCACGGCUCACCCAAUUACUGUCUUCAUGGAUCACCGCAACCUGGAAUACUGGAAAGAAUCCCAAACGUUCAACCAACAACAUGCAUGA